This is a messenger RNA of Cololabis saira (Pacific saury), 1467 nucleotides long. It is a transcript of the gene pnkd, whose product is annotated as PNKD metallo-beta-lactamase domain containing. Gene Ontology annotation, molecular function: hydroxyacylglutathione hydrolase activity. The transcript is spliced from 9 exons. Gene Ontology annotation, cellular component: mitochondrion. The coding region runs from base 20 to 1087 and encodes 355 amino acids. The record is from RefSeq and is a predicted model, not a curated record. Lineage: Eukaryota; Metazoa; Chordata; Actinopteri; Beloniformes; Belonidae.
CGUGGUGCUGGACGCAGCCAUGGCGCUCCCUCCCUGGAUCACGCUGGCGUCCAGCGCGUCCCUGCUCUGCUGCUGCUUCUUCUGUGUUUGUUACAGGCGAGCAAUCUGGAGAAGGUUGUCCAUCAAGAUUAUGGCUCGUACGGAGAAGCCCUUGUUCAGAAUCGCGUACACGCUCUACACCAGGACCAGACUGGGCUACAUGUUCUACAAGAGGCAGAUGAGAAGAGCCCGGGAACAUUACCCUGCUGGACAUUCCACAUCUAUUCCUAUGGCAUUCAAUGGUAUUAAAAUAAUUCCCGUCUCAGUGCUGUCUGACAACUACAGCUAUCUUAUAGUUGACACAGAAUCCAGUGUUGCUGUUGCUAUCGACCCUGCAGACCCUCAGAGCGUCCAGGUGGUCCUGGAGAAAGAGGGAGUAACGUUAAAGGCUAUCUUGUGCACACACAAGCACUGGGACCACAGUGGGGGAAACAGUGGCCUGAAAAGGCUUCACAGCUCCUGCAGAGUUUACGGAAACGCAGCCGAUAACAUUCCUGGCCUCACACACCCUCUCUUACACAAGGACACAGUAACCGUGGGUCGGAUGCACUUUAAGGCUCUUUUCACCCCCGGACACACGGUGGGCCACAUGAUCUACCUGCUGGACGGCCGGGGGCUGGACGCCCCCCCAAGCCUCUUCUCCGGGGACCUGCUCUUCCUGUCUGGAUGUGGGAGGAUGUUUGAGGGCAGCGCCACAACGAUGCUGUCAUCUCUGGAUACGGUCGCGUCUUUAAGUGAUGACACUCUAUUAUGGCCUGGUCACGAGUAUGCGGAGGACAACCUGCUGUUUGCUGCUGAGGUGGAGCCGAGCAACACGGCCCGGGAGAGCAAGUACCAGUGGGUGCUGCAGCAGCGCAGCCACCGGCUCUGCACGAGUCCGUCCACCAUCGGAGAGGAGAAGCAGUACAACCCGUUCCUGCGGAGCCACUUUGCAGAGCUGCACGCAGCGCUGGGGGUGCAGCAGCUGCAGGACGAGGACUGGACUACGUUCAGGGCCCGAGUGCUGGACCAGCUACGCAGACACAAAGAUCUGUACAACCGGAGAUAGUUUACAUUUACAAAGCUGUUGAAGUGAAGGUGAAUUCUGUCUAAAAGCUGAAAUGCUGAGAUUGGAGUGUUUUAUUUUGAGCUUGUAUUUUGUACAGUACACUGUCAUGAUAUUUAAAAAAAUCACGGUACCAUUGAACAAAUAGUUUUUGGUACUUUACGUUGGAGCAUUAAAUAUUACAGUAAAUGAUAAAUGUGAUCUUACAGGUAUUUACUGUAUUAUAUCUUAAUUUGCCCUAAAAUGAUGUAUUUUUAAAGUCAAUAUUAUGUUCUGAUACAUUUUGAAUAACUGCUAGAACGCCUACAUAUUCUGGUUCUCAAAAAAAUUUAUAUUUCUAAUAUAAUACUAAAAUCAAGACUAGUGCAACAAUGUAUUUAACU